AUGACCUUUUCGCGCCAAUUUAGGGUAGAAACAUUUUGCGAAAAAGCUCAUGGCUCCCGAUUCGAUCGAUUCCAAGGAAAUAAAGGAACCGGUAGCAUAACUUCCACGAAUUAUUCGCACGAAUUCGAUCGUGUUAUCGCAUUUACGCCUCAUGUUUCAGCAGGCAAACUGGUUAUUAAAAUUAGAGCUCUUGGCCGUACCGAAGAUGGGUAUAUAUGGACAAGGGAGGCUUGCACAAAUGCGAAAAAUUCAGGGCUUUUGGAGAGAAAGCAGGCAAGAGCGUGCAGAGCCACGCCAGAUGUGAUGCCGAGCUUGGUACAAGCGGCGAGGGAUACUUCAACAGUAUGUCAGCAAACAUUUCGACACCGUAGAUGGAAUUGUAGUAGCAUCGAGCGUGCACCAGAUUAUACGCCUGAAUUACUUACUGGAACCAGGGAACAAGCAUUCGUAUAUGCAAUGUCAGCAGCAGCUGCAGUUUGGAGGUUAGCGAGAGGAUGCGCUCUGGGCAGUCUUGCAGCAUGUUCCUGUGCCACACCACCACGAAGGGAGCCUCCAUCACCUUCUGCCUUGAUCUCACCUUCAUCUUUCACUGCGACAUCUGUCUCUUUUGGAACAUUGUCUGCCAGAAAUUCUUUCAAAUGGGGCGGUUGCGGCGAUGACGUUAGAUCGGCGUCCAGAAUGGCCAAGAGGUUUCUCCAAGGCGCAACGCCUCCAGGCACAGGUGCAACCGCGAAGUUUAUGCACGCUGUUAACAUGCACAACAACCGAGCGGGUCGAAGGGCAGUGGAACAAUCCUUGACCCUUGAAUGUAAGUGUCAUGGAGUAUCUGGAUCAUGCAGUGUACGUACCUGUUGGAGAGGGCUUGGUUCUUCAGGGCCGGCAGCAGCAGGAAGUCGUUUGCUUCGAAGAUAUGCAACUGCAGCAGAAGUACGACCAAGAUCAGGAGGCAGAUUACCACCCUUGUAUCAUCACGAUAAUCUAUUAUACACCACUAAAAGUCCAGACUAUUGUCUUCCCGACAAGAAGAGAGGAAGUCUUGGAACUGUUGGCAGACAAUGUAACGGCAGCAGUACCGGAUACGAAGGUUGCGAGUAUCUCUGUUGCAGCCGGGGACACGUGACGAGAACGGAAGAGGUUUUAGAGAGAUGCGAUUGCAAAUAUAUCAGUUGCUGUUACGUAAAGUGUAAAACGUGCAGAAAAGUUAUGAAAACGUACGAAUGCAAAUAAAUAAACGGGGAUUCGUAGAAAUUUUAGAAUAAAAAAAUUUAUCCUGAUCGUCGAAUCGACAAAAAUUCAUUUCCAUCGCUUUUCACCGCAUAUGGGAUUCCCCUUAAGCGAUAAAAUUGUCCAUUGCGUUUAACGAGUAAUACUUAUUUAUAUAUGGUGCAAUUAAUUGUCGUGAUAAUUUAAAACGAUUAAAAAAUAUUACCAGUUGGAACGCGUAUUUGUAGUUAUUUUUAGAGAUCGUCGAUAUUAUAUAGGGGGAAGAGGGGGAAACGUUGAUGCAAACAGAUAAAUUAUAUAAUUACUUAAAAUGAAUCAUCAAUGAUGAAAAAGUUGAAUUAA
Apis dorsata (giant honeybee) is the source of this 1566-nucleotide messenger RNA. RefSeq names its product protein Wnt-11b-2-like. The record is from RefSeq and is a predicted model, not a curated record. Gene Ontology annotation, biological process: neuron differentiation; multicellular organism development; canonical Wnt signaling pathway. NCBI's taxonomy places the organism in Eukaryota, Metazoa, Arthropoda, Insecta, Hymenoptera, Apidae. The transcript has 6 exons. Gene Ontology annotation, cellular component: extracellular region. Gene Ontology annotation, molecular function: frizzled binding; cytokine activity. Bases 1 to 1227 code for a protein of 408 amino acids.